UCCAAAUCCAAGGACGAGAUGAACCUCCCCCUGCAUCACGAGCAGGUGAAUAGUUAUUAUUGGAGCACCCACCAACUCAAAUCUGAUAAAGAAAACAAAGAUGGAAAGAAAGAGAGAACCCCCUUUGACUCAAAAAAAACUUGCAUUAUUUUGAUUCAUAUGGGCCAUGAACAUGAUCUCUCACGUGUCACGCACGUCCUACGCAUAUACUACUUUGAUCAUUUAAUAUUAUUAUAGUCAUAUAUAAUAUAUAUUAAUGUCAAGACUUAUGAGAGGACUUUGUAAUUGUAUAGUGAAUAUAUUUUCUGUAGUUGUUUGGGGUCAAGAGAAAAUGGGUAAAUUCAAAAGGGUCUGUGUCUUUUGUGGAAGUAAUUCAGGGAACAGAAAGAUAUUCAGUGAUGCAGCUCUUGAUCUUGGAAGAGAAUUGGUGGAGAGGAAGAUGGAUUUGGUGUAUGGAGGAGGGAGUAUUGGGCUGAUGGGGAUGGUUUCUCAGACUGUUUUUGAUGGUGGAUGUCAUGUUCUAGGAGUUAUCCCAACUGCACUUGUUCCACUUGAGAUAUCUGGCCAUGCAGUGGGAGAGGUGUUGAUUGUAUCAGAUAUGCACGAAAGGAAGGCUGAAAUGGCUUCUCGAGCUGAUGCUUUUAUUGCUCUUCCUGGAGGGUAUGGAACCAUGGAAGAGUUGCUUGAGAUGAUAACAUGGUCUCAGCUUGGAAUCCAUGACAAACCAGUGGGUCUCUUAAAUGUUGAUGGAUAUUAUGAUUGCUUGCUGGGAUUGUUUGACAAAGGAGUAGAAGAAGGAUUUAUUAAGCCAUCUGCUAGGAACAUUAUUAUAUCUGCAAAGACUGCUCGAGAGCUGAUACAGAGGAUGGAGGAAUAUGAACUUCUUCAUGAUCAAGUAGCACCAAGACAAAGUUGGAACAUAGAAGAAAACCACACUGAAAGUUUGUAGCUGAUCCCUUUCAUUUGCCCUCCAAGAGGACAAGGGAAGGGCUUAUUGCAAGAACAUCUUUCCAAGUGGCUGUUUGAAUUGCAUGUGCAAGCAGAUAACACAAUAACAGAAAAUUGAUAUUCCAAACGGAAACAUGUGCAACUUGUGAGCAGCAACCCUUUCGUGAUUUGUGCUUGAUUAAUUGUGUUUGCAAACUGAAUGCUUAUAUAGUUAUAUUUACCCUAAAAGGAAUAAAAAUAUAUAGAUUGAACAUGUCGUAAGGGCUGUGA
Corylus avellana is the source of this 1218-nucleotide messenger RNA. RefSeq names its product putative cytokinin riboside 5'-monophosphate phosphoribohydrolase LOGL1. Gene Ontology annotation, cellular component: cytosol; nucleus. Gene Ontology annotation, biological process: cytokinin biosynthetic process. Gene Ontology annotation, molecular function: hydrolase activity, hydrolyzing N-glycosyl compounds. The record is from RefSeq and is a predicted model, not a curated record. Lineage: Eukaryota; Viridiplantae; Streptophyta; Magnoliopsida; Fagales; Betulaceae.